Messenger RNA from Angiostrongylus costaricensis, 954 nucleotides. The record is from the annotation of a GenBank genome assembly. Lineage: Eukaryota; Metazoa; Nematoda; Chromadorea; Rhabditida; Metastrongylidae.
AUGACUUGUGGUUUCCAAAACGUUAAAGGAGGUGCGGCCGAGCUUAAUACUGGCUUCUACAUACCACUUAUUGGUUUAGGAACGUAUAAGAUCACAGGGGAGCAGGUAAAACCGGCUGUGGAAGCGGCUCUUGGUUGUGGAUAUCGCAUGUUCGAUACGGCGAAGUACUACAAGAACGAGCAGGAAUUAGGAGAAGCAUUAUCUGUUAGUGGAUCUCUUUGUCAUGUCCUAAUUUCAAAGCUUAAUAUGGAAGAGAAUGACUUGGAACUUCUGCCCAAGUACAACCUAUCACGAUCUGAUAUUUUUCUUACUACGAAAUUCUUCCCGGUUGCCGAUGAUCCUUCAAAUGGUGCUAGGAAGCACGUAAUGGAAUCCUUAGAAUUGCUCAAGACAGACUAUAUUGAUAUGGUCCUUAUUCACUAUCCAAAAGCUGAAGAACUAGAUGAGAAAGACGAGAGAAAUCCGCUUCAUAGAAAGCUCACAUAUCUAGAACUCGAAAAACUUAAAGAUGAGGGCAAGAUCAGGUCUGUAGGAGUGUCGAAUUACGAGUCCCAACAUAUCGAAGAAAUCAAAACAUAUGGAAAGAUGAUGCCCUGUGCAAAUCAAGUAGAAUAUCAUCCUCACUUCACUCGUGAUGAACUGAAAAAGUACUGCGCUAAAGAGGGAAUUUUUUUCCAGGCGUUCUCAUCGCUUGCCCGUCUUCAGCCGGAGCUUGUGCAAGAUCCUGUGCUCUUAGAUCUGGUCAAGAAACAUGGCACCACUGUUACAAUGGUACUGCUUUCGUGGGCUCUCAGCCAGGGUGUGGGGAUCAUUCCGAAAUCGGCUACUCCGGAGCGCAUAGUUGAGAAUUUGAAGGUGACAGAACUGGAGCUCAGCGAGGAGGAGAUAGAGUUGUUGCACAAGCUCAAUCGAAAUCAGCAUUAUAUCCGAUGUUAUGGAUGGCGUGUGUUGUGA